Bubalus bubalis (water buffalo) is the source of this 639-nucleotide messenger RNA. RefSeq names its product keratin-associated protein 21-1-like. The coding region runs from base 46 to 318 and encodes 90 amino acids. The record is from RefSeq and is a predicted model, not a curated record. The transcript has a single exon. NCBI's taxonomy places the organism in Eukaryota, Metazoa, Chordata, Mammalia, Artiodactyla, Bovidae.
GAAACAUCGUCUUGCAGCUCACCUGAACCCUCUUGCCUUGACAACAUGUGUUGUAACUACUACGGCAACUCCUGUGGCUACGGCUGUGGAAAGAGCUACAGCUGUGGGUUCAGCCCCUAUUAUGGCUGUGGAUAUGGAACCAGAUAUGGCUGUGGAUACGGCUCAGGAUACGGCUGUGGAUAUGGGACAGGAUAUGGCUGUGGAUUUGGCCCCUAUUAUGGCUAUGGCUACGGAACCAGAUAUGGCUGUGGAUAUGGCUCUGGCUAUGGCAGCUACUGGCCAGUUUGCUACAGGAGAUGUUAUUCUUCUUGCUUCUAGAACAUCAUCAUCUAAGCCCUUUUUGCUUCUGAGAUGAAACAGCUAGGCUAAUGCUGAUUCAAGGAUUUAUAACCCAAGAUUUACACUUGCAAGAAAUCACAUGCCUGACAGAGGCUUUGACCUGCAAAUACCCACUUUAGAUUGGCAUCUUUUAGCCCUGAAGCUUCUUGGUAGUAUCUCUGACUCUUUUGCAAAUGUUAGUCUUUAUUCUCUGAUUCUCUGUUACGACUGUAUUGAUGAUCCUAACAAAAUCACUUGUUCUCAAUAAAAAUGGUUCAUUGUUUCUCUCAAAUCUCUGUGUACUUGCUUGGGAAUUAGUCU